Symbiodinium necroappetens is the source of this 818-nucleotide messenger RNA. NCBI's taxonomy places the organism in Eukaryota, Dinophyceae, Suessiales, Symbiodiniaceae. The record is from the annotation of a GenBank genome assembly.
GCUCAGAGGCAACAGGCUUUUCGCGUCGGAACCUGUCGCCGCACAGCCGAGGAGACGAUCAAGAUCUACGAGGAGAUGCUUGACAGCAACAUGCAGUACUCCUGUGGCUACUUCUACAAGCCUGACAUGACCUUGGACGAUGCUCAGUUCGCCAAGAUGGAGCUGAUCGCCAGGAAGUUGGACUUGAGACCUGGAAUGAAACUUCUCGAGAUUGGCUUUGGGUUUGGAUCUCUCGCUUACCAUCUGGCCUCACGAUAUGACGUUCACAUCAAGGCUUGCACACUCUCCCAGGCACAGAUGGAUUGGGCGAAGGAGCACUAUGGCCAUCCCAACAUUGAGUUCAUGUAUGCAGACUAUCGUGAUGUGCAGGGCAAAUUCGACCGCGUGUACUCAGUAGGCAUGUUUGAGCAUGUGGGGAGAGCUUCCUUCGCAACCUACUUCGACAAAGUCUACGAUGCUUUGGCUGACGAUGGAAUCUUCCUGCUGCACACUCUCGGUUGGGCCAAGCGCGGCGAAUGGAAUCAUAAUGGCUUCGUUGGCAAGUACAUCUUCCCCGGGGGCGAGCUGCCAACGCUGUAUCUUCUCACGGAGGAGUUCUCCGACAGAUGGCACUUGGAGGACUUUCAAAGCUUCGGAAAGAGCUAUGUGCAGACAAUGCGAACUUGGUUAGACAACCUGAAGACGUGGAAUAACAUGGACGAGUUCGACACACGCUUCAAGCGCAUGUGGGAAUAUUACCUCAGCUGCUGCACUGCGGCCUUUGAGAAGAGAAGGAUAAAGGUGUGGCAGUUCGUCUACACGAAGCAGCUGAGCCCCAG